Molecule: messenger RNA, 1834 nt
Organism: Peromyscus leucopus (white-footed mouse)
Lineage: Eukaryota; Metazoa; Chordata; Mammalia; Rodentia; Cricetidae
Gene: Pctp
Product: phosphatidylcholine transfer protein
Exons: 6
Coding region: 60-704 (214 amino acids)
Molecular function (GO): phosphatidylcholine intramembrane carrier activity; phosphatidylcholine binding
Source: RefSeq, a predicted model, not a curated record
GCUCUCUAAGGGCCAGUGGGUGAUCUGCGCUCGGGCCGCUGUAUCCCGGCUGCGGAAAGAUGGCAGGGGCCGCGGGCUGCUUCUCCGACGAGCAGUUCCGGGAGGCCUGUGCGGAGCUCCAGCAGCCGGAGCUUGCCGGGGCCGACUGGCAACUGCUGGUGGAGGCCUCGGGCAUCACCAUCUACCGGCUGCUGGACCAGCCAACUGGACUUUAUGAGUAUAAAGUGUUUGGUGUCCUGGAAGGUUGUUCACCAGCUCUGCUCGCGGAUGUGUACAUGGACUUGGACUACAGGAAAAAAUGGGACCAAUAUGUAAAAGAACUCUAUGAAAAGGAAUGUGAUGGACAGAUGGUGGCCUACUGGGAAGUGAAGUACCCCUUCCCUUUGUCCAACAGAGAUUAUGUCUACAUCCGCCAGCGACGAGACCUGGAUGUGGACGGGAGGAAAAUCUACGUGGUCCUGGCCCAGAGCAUCUCCGUACCUCAGUUUCCUGAGAAGUCUGGGGUGAUCCGAGUGACGCAGUACAAGCAGAGCCUGGCGAUUGAGAGUGAUAGCAAGAAGGGGAGCCGAGUUUUCAUGUACUACUUUGAUAACCCGGGUGGCCAAAUUCCGUCCUGGCUCAUUAACUGGGCAGCCAAGAAUGGCGUUCCAAACUUUUUGAAAGACAUGGUGAAGGCUUGUCAGAAUCACCCCAAGAAAACCUAACAAGAAGGAUGGGACCCCAGCAUCCAUGAGUGGUAUCUCUGGAUGUGUUCCAAACGAUGCUCAGCCUCCCCUCCACACUCUCCAUCUUCAGAGGUCGACAUGGAUCCCUGGAGUGCUUGCCUGUUGCCUGUCUCAUUUGCUGCCUUCGUUCACACCGGUUCUACUCAGGGCCCACUGCCUUCUUACACUAUUGAAAGGGUGGUCUCUGCUUCUUUGUUUUUAAUUAGGGAAAUCCUCAGCAGGGAAGAAAAGCAUUCUGUUGUACCAUUUUAGGGGGAUGAGUAAGAGGAGGAAGGACGUCAAAACACGAGAGUGACCCUUCCUGGCAAGCAGGCUCUCUUCAAUACUCUCGUGCAGCUCAGGAGUGACUGCCUUUGGCCCAUAGUUGACCUUCCAUGUUCCAACCUUGGGGACACAGUGAUGUCCGUUCUCUUUAUGCUUUGCUGAUUGGGAUAGAUUGGGAUUUGAGGCAACAAGCAAGUAUUCUUACUUGUGCAGGAUCACGGGCUGCUGUGAUAUCAGAUUACUGUGAGCGUCCCAGGCUUGACUGAGCACAUGUUGAGAUGACCACAUUUCCCUAAUUGCCCACAUCUGGACUUUUCCUUUCCCAUAAGCCACUGGGAAAAUGCUGCCUGUAACCUUUGCGCAUUUGACCGCAAGCCCAAGGCUUUAAGAGCGAAGAGAGCUGGUGCACAGCACUAUGACUGUGUCUCGCUAAGCAGUAAGGUAACUUUUCCUUCUAGAAUGUUUAGCGAUGUUGAAGGGACAAUAAUAGUUUACAACCAAGGCAAAUUGAAGUAGUGGUCUGCUGUGCCCUUUGCCUUUUUCUUUGGAAUUCUACCUCUCCGAAACAAGGACCCUUGGAGCCCUAGUUUUAUCCUGAAUUUUUGUAGGAAAAUAUAUUCUGUGGCCAAGACACAGUCUCCGUGAUCUCAGGGAAAAGCUCUAAUAGGACUGUGCAAACCUUGAUGAACAGAUAUGGAAACUCAGGAUUCAAACAAAGCCAGAAGAAAGGGAUUGUUAAAGUGGUGUUCCUUAAAGUGUGUGUUCUCUCUGGGAGGAAAGGUGUGUUCUAUGAAUAAACAAACAAACAAACAAACAAAUAAAUAAAGCACAGCGACUUACGCUUC